Chionomys nivalis (European snow vole) is the source of this 2145-nucleotide messenger RNA. RefSeq names its product carboxypeptidase Z (gene Cpz). Gene Ontology annotation, biological process: proteolysis. The transcript is spliced from 11 exons. Gene Ontology annotation, molecular function: zinc ion binding; metallocarboxypeptidase activity; protein binding. Bases 127 to 2076 code for a protein of 649 amino acids. Lineage: Eukaryota; Metazoa; Chordata; Mammalia; Rodentia; Cricetidae. The record is from RefSeq and is a predicted model, not a curated record.
GCCGGUUGUAACCCGACUCCUGCGCCGGCUCCUCGCCCCCCACCCCCAGUCACUUGGCCCAGCAGCGCCACCCGCGCGCCCUGAGUGCCACAUCACUGCACCCUCCAGCGCAUCUGCGCGCCCACCAUGCCUACACUGCUGCUGCUCCUGGCUGCCCUGGCUACACCGGCCGCUGCCGCACACCCCAGCUGCUCGCCUGGACCCCAUCCCUCCGGUAACUGUCAGAGGCUGGCCUCUACACACAGUGCCACCUGCGUGGACCUGCAUCUCAGGACCUGCAUCGAUGCUGCCUACAACCAGACAUCGUUUCCCACGCCCCUGGCGCACCGGUCGUGGGAGACGGUGGAGGCCAGCCCUGAGUACAUGCUGCUGGGUGUGCUGCACUUUCUCCUGGAGGGCCAGUGUAACCCUGACCUGAGGCUGCUGGGGUGCUCUGUUCUGGCCCCCCGAUGUGAGGGAGGCCACACCCGAAGACCCUGCCGGCAUGUCUGUGAGGGCCUGCGGGAGACCUGCCAGCCGGCCUUUGAUGCCAUCGACAUGGCCUGGCCCUACUUUCUAGAUUGUGCCCGAUACUUUGCACCAGAAGAGGAAGGUUGCUAUGAUCCUCUGGAACAGCUCCGGGGAGAGCUGGAUGCCGAGGAGGCCCCGCCCUCAGGCCUGCCACCUACCUUCAUUCGCUUUGCCCACCACUCCUAUGCUCAGAUGGCCCGGGUCCUGAAGAGGACGGCGGCCCGCUGUUCCCAGGUGGCCAAGACCUACAGCAUUGGGCGCAGCUUUGAAGGCAAGGACCUGCUGGUCAUCGAGUUCUCAAGCCGCCCAGGCCAGCACGAGCUGAUGGAGCCUGAGGUGAAGCUCAUUGGCAACAUCCAUGGCAACGAGGUGGCGGGACGGGAGAUGCUCAUCUACCUGGCCCAGUAUCUGUGCUCUGAGUACCUGCUGGGCAACCCCCGCAUCCAGCGCCUGCUGAACACCACCCGCAUCCACCUGCUGCCAUCCAUGAACCCUGAUGGCUACGAGGUGGCGGCUGCAGAGGGUGCUGGCUACAAUGGUUGGACCAGUGGGAGGCAGAACGCACAGAACCUGGAUCUAAACCGCAACUUCCCUGACCUGACCUCGGAGUACUACCGACUGGCCUCCGCUCGUGGUGUGCGCACAGACCACAUCCCCAUCUCACAGUACUACUGGUGGGGUAAGGUGGCCCCUGAGACCAAGGCCAUCAUGAAGUGGAUAGAGACCAUUCCCUUCGUGCUCUCAGCCAGCCUGCAUGGGGGUGACUUGGUGGUGUCCUACCCCUUCGACUUCUCCAAGCACCCCCAUGAGGAGAAGAUGUUUUCUCCCACGCCCGAUGAGAAGAUGUUCAAGCUGCUAGCCAGAGCCUAUGCUGAUGUCCACCCCAUGAUGAUGGACAGGUCGGAGAACAGGUGUGGGGGCAACUUCCUGAAGCAGGGGAGCAUCAUCAACGGGGCGGACUGGUACAGUUUCACUGGAGGUAUGUCUGACUUCAAUUACCUACACACCAACUGCUUUGAGAUCACAGUGGAGCUGGGCUGUGUGAAGUUCCCACCAGAGGAGGCGCUUUACGGCCUGUGGCAACACAACAAGGAGCCCCUGUUGAACUUCCUGGAGAUGGUGCACCGGGGCAUCAAGGGUGUGGUGACUGACAAAUAUGGAAAGCCAGUCAAAAACGCACGGAUUCUAGUGAAAGGUAUCCGCCACGAUGUCACCACAGCCCCUGAUGGCGACUAUUGGAGACUCCUUCCUCCUGGUUCCCAUAUCGUCAUUGCUCAGGCUCCCGGCUACUCCAAGGUUAUGAAGAGAGUCACCAUUCCCUUGCGCAUGAAGAGGGCCGGCCGCGUGGAUUUCAUCCUCCAGCCUCUGAGGACAGGACCUAAGAACGUCCUUCCUGGACCUUCAAGAGCUUUACCCUGGUCCCAAGAGCCCCAGGGAGAGGCUACUCAGCUGGACUUCGAGCCCCCCAGGGCACGUAGGCAGCCAGCUAGUGGGAGCAAGCCAUGGUGGUGGUCUUAUUUCACAUCACUGAGCCCGACCAAGCCACGCUGGCUGCUCAAGUACUAGCACCCCUUCAGUACUAGCCCGGAUAUCCACCUCCGCGGCCUGGGCUUCUGGUUCUGGAGUCCCCCAGUC